Molecule: messenger RNA, 1935 nt
Organism: Aspergillus pseudonomiae
Lineage: Eukaryota; Fungi; Ascomycota; Eurotiomycetes; Eurotiales; Aspergillaceae
Product: Zn(II)2Cys6 transcription factor
Exons: 4
Coding region: 1-1935 (644 amino acids)
Biological process (GO): positive regulation of transcription by RNA polymerase II
Cellular component (GO): nucleus
Molecular function (GO): DNA-binding transcription factor activity, RNA polymerase II-specific; transcription cis-regulatory region binding; zinc ion binding
Source: RefSeq, a predicted model, not a curated record
AUGGCCAAGGGAAAGCACAGACAUAUCACCUUCUCAGGGUGUUGGACCUGCAAGGCCCGAAAGGUUAAAUGUGACGAGAACCCACUAGGCUGCGCGACCUGCGCACGACUCGGACUAACCUGUGGUGGAUAUGAUAUUAAACUGCAGUGGAUCUCCUCAGACGCAGGUCGUCGACCCCACAGAAAUCUUUCUGCACGGAUAGGGAGGAGGCGCAUUGGUGCAGGCUGGACUGGUAUCCUUCAAUUCAAAACAGACGAAAUCGAUGAAUUUCUUUACAGAGUCAAUGAGGAGGCUGAGCGAGGGGUAUCGACAACACAUGGCCCUUUUUCAGUGUUCCCUGUAGAUCGCAACUGUAGCAACCAUGGGACAUCUCUCGUUUUCUCAUCUGAGCAGGCACUACCGCGGGAUUCAAAUGGUGCAGCUCCCUUAGUGAGCUACUCGAAAGGGACGGAAGGUUGUGAAUUAAACUCGGAUGGGUCGAACUAUCAGACUUCAUCGUCACCCUCGAAUCUCAGCGUUCUUCCGCGUGAUACUUUAUCAUCACCCUCAAGGAACACACCUACUGAAGAUGAUGAGCAUAGCGAGUCAUGUUGCCACUUGCACUUUAUUGACGAUAAUGAAGCAUUGAAGGCUGUUUCGUCAGAGGAUGAGAACAACGUGGAUACGGACAUUGUAUUAAAUGCCACAGUUCCGUUAUUACAGCAACCGCAACUGUUUCUGUCGAGCAACUACAAGGCUAACGAGCUCUUUCACCAUUAUGUCACAAAUGUUGCUGAGAUAUUGCUGCCAGUUUCGCACCCAGAAAAUCCCUACCGAUCAUUGUAUGCCCCCGCAGCACUCGAGGGCUCUUUGUACUUCCAGUCUGGCCCUUUCAAUGCAGCGCCGAAUAUUGGGCUCUGCAUAUUCCAUUCACUCAUUUCCGCAUCCGCCUUCCACCUACAUCGGUGCCAUGGUUUUAACUCCGAGUAUCAUCGUCUUGGUAUCAUGCACCGACAAGUUGCACUACAGUCGCUCCAAAUGGUCUUGAUGAAAGAGAUACCUGUGCUUGACUAUAAGACUCUUUUGGUCGCACUUCUUUCUAUGGUCACAAUUGGAGUGAUGGAAGGAAGUAUCAUCGAUUUCCGUAUUCAUCUUCAAGGAAUAUCUAAUAUUCAAGGUCCUCGCCGCAAAUGGCAACAAAUCACCGCAGGCACUCGUCAGCUAAACACUCAAAGUGCAUUUUUGAAUCUUCUUGCCCGCACUACCUCUCCUUGUACUCCAUCACCCUGGGAUGGAAGCAGACCAUCGCGGCACCAGGGACACAGUAGUCUGACCACAACCAAUAGCCGCUCCUACUGCUAUGAGUUCACAUACGGGGUCACAGCUGAUAUUGCAGCUGCGAUCCAGGAAACCACUAGUCUGUACGAGUGCUUAGAAUUUUAUCGCCAGGCCCAAGAAUCCGCCCCGGAUGAUCUUCUCCAAGCAUGUGAAGAUCUUGGCAAUCGGCUGCUUUCUUGGACCUUGGGCUCCGAUAAGAUUCCCGCUUUCAACGACAAGCGUGCGAAGGAAUUCGAUAUCUUCAAACACCAUUCCCACGCAUGGCAUGGCGCCGCCAUGAUAUUCUACCUAAAUUGUAUCCAAGGUGCCAAAGCUCCAGACUUGGUAGAUGAGGUUGCCACGGUUGCCUCUCAUAUGCUCGCUGUUGAAGAAAUCAAAUCGAGGCGUGUUGCCAACCAGAUGGCUCCAGUCACUUGGCCGGCCUUUAUAGCAUCAUGCUGUGCAUUUGAUCGAGAGCCUUGGGAAACAUGGUGGUUGGAUGUGCAAAAGUACGGCAUAGGGAGUAUUCGAAGGCAGUAUAGUAUUGUGCAGGAAAUAUGGUCUGAAUUGGACACUCACCCAUCUGAGGGGUGGUUGCAGAUUCUCGAUCGACGGAAGAUUCAGGUGCUAGCUGUCUGA